AUGAGUUCAAUGAAUAGUUCCUUUGGUGUUAUCACUAAAAAUCAAGCUAUUUGCAAUGCAGGAAUGUCCCUGUUAUUUCUAGUUUAUAUAUUUCCGUUGCAAAUAAGUCCAAUGAAGUUUUUCAUCAAAUACUCCCAUAUCAUUGGAGUCAUCGCAAUGACUAUCUAUGAAAUCUCGAAUCUUUCUCAUUUUCUGAUUGCAUUCAACAGAUUUUGUGCAGUUUUCCUACCAUCUUACUACGAGAAAUUGUUCACUCUUUUUGGAACGAAGGUUAUGAGAAAUGUAAUAUGGGUGGCAUCAGCUAUAUGGUGUCUCGUAUUGUAUGAAUUAAUUGGUUGUCACUUUUCUUAUGAUGCUGAGUCUUGGUCACUGGCAUUUCUGGCAACACCAAAAUGUACUCAACUAACUUGGUAUUCUGAUUUCACUUUCAAUACUUCACUGGUUGUAAUGACUCUUGUCACCAAUCUAUUAACUGCGUUCCAAGCCGGACGAAAAAGUCGAAUGUUGAUGAACGCAGCUGGGAUUAAAAUGUCGAAACGACAAAGACAACGGGAGUUGAACUUUAUCAAACAAACGUUUUUGCAAGGGUUGAGUGUCUUUACUGGCCAGAUCACUUAUUAUGUUAUUGCUCCAUUGCUAGAAAAUCCUGUCAUAAUAUUUAUUGUCGGAUCGUUAUGGGCAUUCAUGCAUUCCAUAGAAGGAGGAAUAAUUCUGGCUUCUAAUCAGGAAAUGAGAUCAGUGUUCAAAACGAGAAAACAAUCCACGACAUCAGUUUUCAUCUCAAGUGUUUCAAUGGGUUGA
Molecule: messenger RNA, 801 nt
Organism: Caenorhabditis remanei
Lineage: Eukaryota; Metazoa; Nematoda; Chromadorea; Rhabditida; Rhabditidae
Exons: 4
Coding region: 1-801 (266 amino acids)
Source: RefSeq, a predicted model, not a curated record